Zeugodacus cucurbitae (melon fly) is the source of this 1089-nucleotide messenger RNA. Its product is annotated as osteopetrosis-associated transmembrane protein 1. The record is from RefSeq and is a predicted model, not a curated record. Gene Ontology annotation, cellular component: cytosol. The coding region runs from base 93 to 971 and encodes 292 amino acids. NCBI's taxonomy places the organism in Eukaryota, Metazoa, Arthropoda, Insecta, Diptera, Tephritidae. The transcript is spliced from 5 exons.
ACACUGUACGCAGCUGUCAGUUACAUCGAAAAGCAAAUACUGAGCGCAUAAUUGUUGUGCGGUUAAUUCCCUUUGUUAUUUUUUUAAAGAAAAUGCAUUUCCAACGUAUGCUAAUAAAGCUGGUUUUUCUUUUAUUACUUGUACACCAAGUUCUAGCAAAUAUCUGUGACAAAUAUUUGCGCGAGUUAGCACAAAAGCAAAGUGCAUUCGUGCAGUGCUCCACAUUGCAUGCAGUGCCGGUGAGGCUUUGCAUAGGUUGCGAAGACCCAUUUUCCGAUAUGCAAGGUGCUUAUAUGGUUAUGCGCGAAGAGAAGAAUUGCACAGAAAAAUUCUUCGACAAAGAUCGCAUCAACAUUGUUUCCACAACGCAAUCGAUUCUAACUGGUUUAUGGACAAAGGCUUAUUGUGAUGAUUGUUUUGCUAGUAAUAAUUCGGAUAUAUUCGACACAAAAAUAAUGGAUCUAGAAGAUUGUCUGCGUAAGAAUAAAGGUAAAGAAUGUCAGCUAUGUUUGACACAAUAUCUGGAUCUAAAUGAGUUUUAUCUCACUUUGGAUAAACAUAAUAAUGGACAAGUUUGUUACGACAUGCAGGAUUCGAUGAAUCGCACGAGAGCUCAUUGGUCCAAGGAUUUAAAUUGCUGUCAUCGCGAAUUUGAUAUGUUACUCUUUCUUGUUACGUGCUGUAUUGUAGUACUACUGCCAUUAUUAUUUUAUAGCACCACAUAUGCUUUAACAAAACGACAGGAGCGAUACCACGAUGUGUUUAUUGAAGAUCCCAGACACAAUGGCCCAUCGACAAGUGCUAUGGCCAGCAGUUCCGUUGCUGAUCUACCGAGCACAUCGUCAACGGCCACCUGUCCACGCGUACCUUCAAAGAAGAAUUUAACAAACAAUGAAGAGUUUACAUCUUCCGAUGACGAUGAUGAAUCAGUUGAGGCAUCGGACAUAAAAACUCGUAACAAAAUCGCAUAAAUUUAAGUCGUUUUUACUAUUAAAAUUAUUAUUAGAGACUUUAAAAUGUUGAAAUCCCAGCAUAUAAAACACAAUUUUAUAUUUUAUGUAUCGAAAUAAAAAUUUAUUUAAAAAUUAA